Pundamilia nyererei is the source of this 1916-nucleotide messenger RNA. It is a transcript of the gene foxd1, whose product is annotated as forkhead box D1. Gene Ontology annotation, biological process: anatomical structure morphogenesis; cell differentiation; regulation of transcription by RNA polymerase II. NCBI's taxonomy places the organism in Eukaryota, Metazoa, Chordata, Actinopteri, Cichliformes, Cichlidae. The record is from RefSeq and is a predicted model, not a curated record. Gene Ontology annotation, molecular function: DNA-binding transcription factor activity, RNA polymerase II-specific; RNA polymerase II cis-regulatory region sequence-specific DNA binding. The transcript has a single exon. Bases 266 to 1318 code for a protein of 350 amino acids.
UGCAGGUUUCACAGCACAGUUUCUCAGCCUGCCAUCGACGGGGGUCGCUCCUCAUAGUUGUUGAUUUUUUUUUUGGAAAAAGGAAACAGCCUGUAAACAUAUGGAAAUAGCGACAAAACGGAGGGAUAAUUCUCACCGGUGGCGAAGCGUGCUCCUCUCCUCUCCCCCUCCUCAUACGAGUUGCUGAAGAGGGAGGAAAGGGACAGCUUGUGCAUCUCACGGUCUUCCUCAUCUGGCGUCGGAGGGGCACGGCCGUGCGUGAGCCAUGACUCUGAGCUCAGAGAUGUCGGAUGCCUCCAUCCUUUCGGAAGAGACCGACAUAGACGUGGUCGGAGAAGGCGAGGAUGGAGACAGCCAGACGCGCUCCUACGUGGAUGAAGUAGCGCAGAUGCACGACGGUAUCCUCCUGGCCGGCUCUCCACCUCCGUGCCUGGACAGCUCCACCUCUUCAAGGGAUACCUACAAGCCGGCGGGCAAGAACACCCUGGUGAAGCCACCUUACUCCUACAUCGCCUUAAUCACCAUGGCCAUUCUUCAGAGUCCCAAAAAGAGGCUCACUCUCAGCGAGAUCUGCGACUUCAUCAGCAACCGCUUCCCGUACUACAGGGAGAAGUUCCCGGCCUGGCAGAACUCCAUCAGGCACAACCUAUCCCUCAAUGAUUGCUUCGUUAAGAUACCGAGGGAGCCCGGGAACCCAGGGAAAGGCAACUACUGGACUUUGGACCCGGAGUCGGCUGAUAUGUUUGACAACGGAAGCUUUCUGAGGCGGAGGAAACGCUUCAAGCGGCAGCAGACUCAAGACCUGCUGCGCGAGCACAACACUUUUCUACCCGCGGCCGCUGCCUAUGGCUACGGACCGUACGGCUGCGGGGGAUACGGCAUCCAGCUCCAGUCCUACCACGCACACUCUGCGCUUUUUGCUUUCCAGCAGCAGCAGCAGCAGCACCCGAGGCAUUCACACUCACACUCGGGGACCAUUAUCCCUGCACCGUCCCUGAUGCCCACCAGCACUACCACGGACUUAACCAGAAGUAGAUUUUAUCCCCAGCUCAGCUCCAGUCUGGGCUCAGCCGGCGUGCAGGCAACAUCACCGGUCCAGAAAUCGAGCUCCCCGGUGCAGCGGUCCCCCUUCUCCAUAGAGAGCAUCAUCGGAGGGUCUCUUAGCCCCUCCAGGACUUCUCCUGUCGUUGUCCCAGUCUUACCGUCCUCUCUGGGGCCUGCAGUGACCAGCCAGCCGCAGACCAUACAUCCUGGAGCUGUUUUACAUCCGGUUGAAAACUUUCCGAGCAGAGUUGUCAGCGGCACUAGCGCCUGUUAAAUGUCUUAACUCCAAACUUUUCAAGACACUUAAAAAAAAGAGACAGCAACCUAAACAAAAACGCCCCUCUUUGAAGGUAGGAUUAUUUUUGUAUGUUUGUUUUGCUAGCACGCAGCUGAAUGAUGGACAUGCAGAACACUAUUUGUGCCUAUAUAUUCAUGCUGUUCAUGAAGAUAUAUUUAUGUUCAUUAUUUUUGUUUGUUUAUUUCGGUGUGAAUCAGACUUUCGACCACGAAUUUAACUUUCCAGCCUUUUUUUCCCUACCAUGAAGUGAUUCGUUUUCAGUCACUGUAUAAAGGCGUCUCAGGAUAACGGACAGGUUACAAACGAUCACGUGUCUGAAACAGGCUUAUAAUGUAUUUGUGUCAAACACAUCAAUGUUUUCUAUCAGCCAAUCAAAGCGACCUUUUUUGAAGGUUUUGAUUUGAUGUUUGUAUUAAAGAGAAACGCAGAGCAAAGUCAUACAUUUAUAAUAAUAUGCAGUGUUUAUUUCAGUAAUUAAACCUUGUACAUUUUUGGCAAGUAUUGUGUAAUUCAAGUGUGAUAUUUUUACACAGUUUAUUGUUUUGUUUUUUUCCAACAAGAAUAAAUUUCGUUU